Molecule: messenger RNA, 1718 nt
Organism: Brachypodium distachyon (stiff brome)
Lineage: Eukaryota; Viridiplantae; Streptophyta; Magnoliopsida; Poales; Poaceae
Product: ribosomal RNA large subunit methyltransferase I
Exons: 8
Coding region: 73-1419 (448 amino acids)
Molecular function (GO): RNA binding; methyltransferase activity
Source: RefSeq, a predicted model, not a curated record
CAAGUCUCUCCCAGCCAGUUUCCCUACAGCGGAGAGGGGAGGCAAAUAGCCAACGCGAACACGAACGACGCAAUGCUCCGCGCUUGCGGCGGCGCGGCGCCGGCGCUCGUCAGGGCGCGCCUCACGAAGCCCGCAGCCUCCGCUGUAGCCGUCGCCUCCUCCUCCGCCCUUGAAGAGCUCGCGGCCGACCGCAAAGGUUUGGCAAGAGUGGUAUUAAAGAAGGGCAAGACACAAAUAUUCCGAGAUGGGAGUCCAAUGGUUUACAGUGGUGCUGUCGAUAGAAUAAUUGGUAGACCUCCUCCGAAAACUGGUGAUGUUGUUUUGGUAGCUGAUGGGUCAGAGAAACCUAUUGGGUGGGGUCUCUAUAACUCCGUGUCUAUGUUUUGUGUUCGGCUAAUGCAACUGGAAGAAGAGGCCAAAAGAGAUCCAACCUCUGCACUAAAUAUGGGAAGACUGCUCGAAGAAAGGAUAUCUUCUGCUGUGGAUUUACGGCGUAGUUUGGGCCUCCCCUCAACUAAUACAAAUGCCUAUCGCCUCAUAAACAGUGAAGGUGACAGAUUGUCUGGUCUGAUAGUGGAUAUCUUUGCUGAUGUUGCUGUGAUUGCUUCAUCUGCUGCUUGGGUUGAGAAAUAUAGUCAAGAAAUCCAGUUCCUUGUUAACAAAGUUAGUGAUGUCAAUCAUAUAAAGUGGAGGUCAUCAACUGAUAUUCUAAAAGAAGAAGGAUUAGAUAUAUCAGAACAAAAAGAGCAUGCACCUUCUUCACACCCCGGAACAGUGAAGGUUAUGGAGAAUGGCAUUGUCUAUAUAGUCUCUAUGGAGGGUCAGAAGACAGGGUUUUAUGCAGAUCAACGGGAGAGCCGCAAUUUUGUAUCCACACUCUCCAAGGACAAAAGGGUUCUUGACCUUUGCUGCUACAGUGGUGGUUUUGCUCUCAGUGCAGCAAAGGGUGGUGCUAAUAAUGUCAUUGGCAUUGAUUCAUCCGGAUCAGCUCUAGACCUCGCCAAUGAGAAUAUUCUUCUGAAUAAGCUGAACGCUGAGAGAAUUUCAUUCCUAAAAGAAGAUGCAACCGCAUUCAUGAAAGGUGCUAUUUCAAGAAAUGAGGUAUGGGACUUGGUAAUCCUUGAUCCUCCAAAGUUGGCACCUCGGAAGAAGGUGCUACAAAGUGCAUCCGGUAUGUACAGAAACUUGAACGCUCUUGCAAUGCAAGUGGUAAAGCGGGGCGGGUUACUCAUGACAUGCUCUUGUUCUGGAGCUAUGACCCAAAGCGGUCUCUUCCUGAAAACCAUUCAGGGUGCUGCAUCAAUGGCUGGCCGAAAGGUUACAGUCUUACGUCAAGCAGGAGCAGCUUGUGAUCAUCCCAUCGAUCCUGCAUAUCCCGAAGGCCAGUAUCUCAGCAAUUACUUGCUCAGAGUGAUGUGAAAAAGGAACAGCCAGAAUCUUCUACUGACCAGUGACCAUUCCCGAAGAGCUGAUGUCUGAAGUUGAACUUCUAGUUUCAUGUCAUAUUUAAGGCAUACAGGUUAGUCUAGAGACUGUCUGAAGAAAAAACGUAUGCAUCUUGUGGCCCUUUAAAGAUUCUCCUGCCAAUUUAUAUUGCAGAUCAUUUUUGUCUUUAUGGACAUCCAAUUUCAUCCGAUUUCUUUAUGUAACAGUGUUGAAAAACAAAGAAUUUACCACAUAGUGUGAAAAUAGUACACAAUGCAACAGUUUAGAAACAA